AUGCCAGAACCAGACCCAGAGGUCAGAUGUGCAGUUGCCUGCACUGAAGAUUGCAGCUCAAAAAAUGUAACUGUGGAAACAGGAACCAGUAGUAAUGAUAAAUUACCAGUAAACUCUACAAGCGGGACCAAAACCUAUGGAGGUGGAAGAUGGAUCAGGGAUGUGUCACUGCCCGACCAGACAAAAGGUGGUCGGAAUAAUGUAACACAGCCCAUCCCAGUCCUUGAUCUCAAGGCAGAAUAUGUUGGUAUGACUUCUGUCAGUUUAACAUGGGCAGUGAACACCACAGCUUUGAACUCCUACACGUACAGGAUAGAGGUGGCAAGUGGUACCUCCGUUAAGAACCUGACAUCCAAUGUCACCAAAACUGAAAUCAAAGAGUUAAUUCCUGGGACACUGUAUAAUUUCACAUUAUUUGCAGUAGCAAGUGAUGAUGAGACAGAAGGAGAAGGAUCAUCUAUAAGUCUGUAUACAAAGCCCAGCCCAGUUCUUGAUCUCAAGGCAGAAAAUGUUGCCAUGACUUCUGUCAACUUAACAUGGAUGGUGAACGACACUGCUUCCAGCUCCUACACGUACAGGAUAGAGGUUGAGAGUGGUACCUCUGUUAGGAACGUGACAUCCAGUGUCACCAGAGUCACAAUUACUGAGUUAAUCCCUGGGGCCAUGUACAGAUUCACAGUAUUUGCAGUAGCAGCUGAUGGUUGGACAGAAGGAGAAGGAUCAUCCAUAAGCCUGUAUACGGAGCCCAGCCCAGUUCUUGAUCUCAAGGCAGAAAAUGUUGGCAUGACUUCUGUCAACUUAACAUGGAUGGUGAGCGACACUGCUUCCAGCUCCUACACGUACAGGAUAGAGGUUGAGAGUGGUACCUCUGUUAGGAACAUGACUUCCAAUGUCACCAGAGUUGAAAUUUCUGAGUUAAUCCCUGGGACCAUGUACAGAUUCACGGUGUUUGCAGUAUCAGCUGAUGGUCAGAUGGAAGGAGAAGGAUCGUCCAUAAGCCUCUAUACAAAACCCAGCCCAGUUCUUGAUCUCAAGGCAGAAUAUGUUGGCAUGACUUCUGUCAACUUAACGUGGGUGGUGAACGACACUGCUUCCAGCUCCUACACGUACAGGAUAGAGGUUGAGAGUGGUACCUCUGUUAGGAACGUGACGUCCAAUGUCACCAGAGUUGAAAUUUCCGAGUUAAUCCCUGGGACCAUGUACAGAUUCACGGUGUUUGCAGUAGCAGCUGAUGGUUGGACGGAAGGAGAAGGAUCAUCCAUAAGCCUGUAUACGGAGCCCAGCCCAGUUCUUUAUCUCAAGGCAGAAAAUGUUGGCAUGACUUCUGUCAACUUAACAUGGAUGGUGAGCGACACUGCUUCCAGCUCCUACACGUACAGGAUAGAGGUUGAGAGUGGUACCUCUGUUAGGAACGUGACUUCCAAUGUCACUAGAGUCGAAAUUACUGAGUUAAUCCCUGGGACCAUGUACAGAUUCACAGUAUUUGCAGUAGCAGCUGAUGGUUGGACAGAAGGAGAAGGAUCGUCCAUAAGCCUGUAUACGGAGCCCAGCCCAGUUCUUGAUCUCAAGGCAGAAAAUGUUGGCAUGACUUCUGUCAACUUAACAUGGAUGGUGAACGACACUGCUUCCAGCUCCUACACGUACAGGAUAGAGGUUGAGAGUGGUACCUCUGUUAGGAACAUGACGUCCAAUGUCACCAGAGACGAAAUUGCUGAGUUAAUCCCUGGGGCCAUGUACAGAUUCACAGUAUUUGCAGUAGCAGCUGAUGGUUGGACAGAAGGAGAAGGAUCAUCCAUAAGCCUGUAUACGGUUCCUGCCUUAGUGAAUUCAUUUCAGUGUGAACCAGUGGCCAAGCAGUCUUCCCUAAUGCUGAAGUGGGAGUGUCCUUCUGGUUACAAUUCUGGCUUCAAAAUUAAAAUAUUUAAUGCUACAUGGGAAAAAGAACAACAGACUCCAUCCUGCAUGAGAGAAGGCUCAGAGGAAGUCUUCAGAAUAGCAUCUUUAGAUUAUUUCAACACCUAUAAUGUUACUAUUGCAACUCUUUCAAAUAGUUCUGAAAGCCAUCCAGUGCAGAAGAUAUGUAAUACGAGCAUUACUGACCCGCCUGCUCCAAGCAAAGCUCCUUUAGUCAAGGCAGUCAGUCACAGCUCGUUGUCUGUUGAAUUCUCUGAUUUUGAGUCAGUGAAUGGACCAUUAAAAGCCUAUGCAGUAAUGAUCACAACAGAAGAAGGAGGUUGUGCAUCUUUGAAGUCUAAAUUGAACAACACAUACAAAGAUUUCAAGAAGACGAAGACAGUUACCUAUGUUACGUAUGUCAUAAAAACAGAGCAGGCAAAACCACCUUCUUUUCAUUCUCAGAAUGGUACCAACAUCGUUAACGUAGGCAAGGGAAACACAAUGUAUGGCUACGAAAAUGGACCGCUGGUUCCACUUCGUUCAUACAGGGCAAGUGUUGCAGGUUUCACUAAUAUAACCUUUACUGUGGCCAACAUCAUUGUGGGGGAAGAUAGUUAUGUAUCAUUUUCACCCUGUUCUGAGGCGGUUUUGCUACCCCAGGAUCCAGGUGUUAUUGCUGGAGCUGUUAUUGGAUGCCUUUUAGCUAUAUUGGCUGUAGUCGCUAUAGGGGGUUUCAUAUUCUGGAGAAGGAGAAGGAAAGAUAAAAGAAAUACUGAAGUGUCCUUUUCUCCAAUUAAAAUCAAGAAGUCAAAAAUGAUUAAAGUGGAGAACUUUGAGUCCUACUUUAAGAAGCAGCAAGCUGACUCCAACUGUGGUUUUGCUGAAGAGUAUGAGGAACUCAAAUCUGCUGGUGUUCAUCAGCCCAAAUUUGCUGCUGAGCUUGCUGAGAAUCGUGGAAAAAAUAGAUACAACAAUGUCUUACCAUAUGAUAUUUCUCGUGUUAAACUUUCAGAUCAAAGCUCUGCAACUGAUGAUUAUAUUAAUGCAAACUAUAUGCCUGGCUAUAACUCAAAGAAGGCAUUUAUUGCUGCACAGGGUCCUUUACCCAAUACUAUAGAAGACUUCUGGCGCAUGAUUUGGGAAAAGAAUAUCUACUCUAUUGUUAUGCUGACAAAAUGUGUUGAACAAGCCCGGACAAAAUGUGAGCAAUACUGGCCAGACAAACAAUCCAAGAGCUAUGGUGACAUUAUUGUGACGAUGGUCUCAGAGGCUGUCCUUCCAGAAUGGACAGUAAGGGACUUCACUGUAGAAAAGACCAACACACCAGAGAGCCACUCGGUGCGCCAGUUCCAUUUCACCUCCUGGCCAGAUCACGGAGUGCCAGAGACAACAGACCUUCUCAUCAACUUUAGACACCUUGUUCAUGAGUACAGCAGUCAAAAUCCAAUUGACUCUCCUACUCUGGUGCAUUGCAGUGCCGGUGUCGGCAGGACGGGGACGUUCAUCGCCAUUGACCGCCUGAUCCAGCAGGUGGAGAUGGAGAAUACGGUGGAUGUGUACGGAGUGGUGUACGAUCUUCGCAUGCACCGACCCUUGAUGGUGCAGACUGAGGACCAGUACGUCUUCCUAAACCAGUGUGUUAUGGAUAUUAUUAGAUCCCAGAAAGACAAGAAAACUGAUCUUAUUUACCAAAACAUGACAGCAAUGGCAAUCUAUGAAAAUUUCACACCUGGGCCAAGCUUUGGGAAGGCCAAUGGCUACCACGCAUAGCCUGGAUGGAACAUGGUGUUUCCAGGAGGUGUCACCUGCGCAGAGGAAAGGGAGAUGUUCUACUCAUCCGGGGUUGCGUGCAGUGUCUCAUGUCUGGCUUCUCCAGGUCUAUCCGCAUUCGAAGAUGUGAUCUGCAGGAGGAAAAAGGCAGUGCUGGCAGGAGCUGCAGACUGAUAUUAAAAAAACAAAACAACAAGCAAAACUAUUUAAAGUUAACAGAGGAAUCUUGCUUUUCUUGGGAAUUUAACAGUACUGAUAGGUGAAAUAGCAUUUGCAGUAUGAACGGUGGGCUAGAAUUUAAAUAUUAAAAUAAUAACACAAGCUUUUUAUUACAAUUUUAUAUGAUUUCAUUUACAGACACCAGGCUUGUGGGCUGUUUUAAUAUAUUUAAUUAUAAGUUUCAGGAACAUAUUUUAUCUACUGUAUCUG
Athene cunicularia (burrowing owl) is the source of this 4095-nucleotide messenger RNA. RefSeq names its product protein tyrosine phosphatase, receptor type J (gene PTPRJ). Gene Ontology annotation, biological process: protein dephosphorylation; angiogenesis. The record is from RefSeq and is a predicted model, not a curated record. The coding region runs from base 1 to 3666 and encodes 1221 amino acids. Lineage: Eukaryota; Metazoa; Chordata; Aves; Strigiformes; Strigidae. The transcript has 24 exons. Gene Ontology annotation, molecular function: cadherin binding; protein tyrosine phosphatase activity.